AUGCUCGUUGAGGAACUUGAGACGUUGCGAGAGAGCAUUCUCUCUCUAGAGUUGGACCCACUACGAGCUGCCAUCCGUGGACAAGAAGUUCCCCAUGAUUUCCCGCAUGAGUUGGUUUACAAGUGCCUGGUUGCGGGCAUUCGGUAUCACGAUGGCUUCGCUGUCGAACUUCGUGGCAAAUCGAUACACCAAUCCUUGGAACGAGCCUUCAACGCUAGAGAUAUCAUGAGUAACCGACUACCCGAGAUGGAGAACCCAGAAGACAUCCCAUACUGCUUCUGGCAUCCCGACGUCCCCAGUCAAGAAACUUUGCGACAGCUCUUGAAGGCCCAUCCCACACUCUUCAUACGCUACAAGGUUGGACGAGCGUGUGCUGCUGGUGGAUACGUGAAGCUUUACAAAGAGCUAGAUCUUCUUCCUGAUGUCGCCAUUGCAGAGGAAGCCCACGAUAGUUUACCUGCCUCCAAAGGUAUUCACGAUAUCGUAAUGGGUACACGAAACCUCUACCGUGUCAUGGACGAUUACAAUCUUUGUCUGUUUGACGAGCCCCAAGUUGGAGCCUUUCUGAACGGCGAUACCUGUGUUCGGUCAGCAUUGGACAAGAGGCAGCCAGUGCACCACGAAAUCUUCCCUCCUCCGUUUGACAUCACUGAAGAUUGGUGCUUGGCUGCUGAUGGGAAACGGCCGGAAGAAAGGCCUAUUCCAAGCGACAUCUUGAGUCUCCUCUACGCUCCCUUGCCACGGCAGUUACCUUCAGUUGAAAAAGACAUCCUCAUUCUUAUGGCGGCCUUUACUGGAAACAUUGAUCGUUACGUCCGACUAAGAAGACCUCGUCCUAUCAAUGGUGAGAUGCAGUGCAUAGUGCGCGGUAUCUACCACAACACCUUUUUCGCCAAGUGGUGCUAUGAACAACCAGACCUGGCCGUGCUUCAGAAGUUUGUUCAUGCGCGCUUCAUCAUGAAUGACGAUCUGUCGUGGCUCAACAACGAUAGGCCUUUCUCAAAAGAAGAUGUGCCGCGUAUUAUAUGGUAUCCGCAGACAGCUAACCGGACAACUUAUCUGGAGCUGCUGCGUUUGAUCCCCGAGCUGAAGCAGCUUGUAGCUCAGGCAUUAGUGGUAUCUGAUAGCCCAGCCGCUUUUGCGCGUCUCGAGCCGGAAAUCACGCCGGAAAUAUACGCGGAGAUAAUGAGUGAAGCUCGUUCGGAUGCAUUCCAGGAGUUCCUACAUCAGCGGCUAUCGAAAGAGGAAGAAGAGGAACUGGCUGAGUGGAUGGAGCUUCCACACGAUAUCCACGACAGCCCUCAGGGAACUCACUUUGGAUGA
This is a messenger RNA of Fusarium odoratissimum NRRL 54006, 1323 nucleotides long. RefSeq lists its product as uncharacterized. The transcript is spliced from 2 exons. Lineage: Eukaryota; Fungi; Ascomycota; Sordariomycetes; Hypocreales; Nectriaceae. The coding region runs from base 1 to 1323 and encodes 440 amino acids. The record is from RefSeq and is a predicted model, not a curated record.